AUGGACCAAGAUAAGGUCAAAGUCGUGCGGGAGUGGGAGGAUCCUAGAAAUUUAAAAGCUUUGAGAGGAUAUUUGGGUUUGACAAUAUAUUAUAGGAGAUUCGUGAAGGACUAUGGCAAGAUAGCCAAACCCCUAACAAAAUUGUUGAAAAAGGGGCAAUUUGUUUGGAUCGAAUGGGCCAAAGCUGCAAUGUCAAGGCAUGCACUUCCCCAUCAAAAGGAGUUGAGAAUGAUUGCACGACUGUAUUGGCAAGACUUCGAAGAAAUACUAAAAGAAGUAGAUUUGGAUGAGGAGUUGGUGAAGGUGGUUAAAGAUCUUAAGGAGAAUGAUAAUGCUCAUGUAGCUUUUACUUUAGAGCAAGACCGAUUGCACUAA
Messenger RNA from Vigna angularis (adzuki bean), 375 nucleotides. RefSeq lists its product as uncharacterized. The record is from RefSeq and is a predicted model, not a curated record. NCBI's taxonomy places the organism in Eukaryota, Viridiplantae, Streptophyta, Magnoliopsida, Fabales, Fabaceae. The coding region runs from base 1 to 375 and encodes 124 amino acids. The transcript is spliced from 2 exons.